Molecule: messenger RNA, 6779 nt
Organism: Macrosteles quadrilineatus (aster leafhopper)
Lineage: Eukaryota; Metazoa; Arthropoda; Insecta; Hemiptera; Cicadellidae
Exons: 35
Coding region: 47-6667 (2206 amino acids)
Molecular function (GO): protein binding
Source: RefSeq, a predicted model, not a curated record
AUCAAUCAUUAAAAUGUUGUAAACCCAAUUCCAGAUCAAAAGUGAAAUGUUCACAUUAAAACUACUUUUAAUACUUCAAAUAUUCACUGUAAACUGGAGGUUGUUUCAAUUUCAACAUUUACAACCCACAUUUAACAAAGUUCCCUGUAGUAAUGAUCAUAAUUGUAACUACUACCAAGCCGAGGAAGGAUUCCAGUGUUCUUUAUGUGCUGAGGACAAAACCAAAGAAAAACACUGCCUCGCUACUUUCUUAGACAAAAGAUGGUUUCUUGAUGAGUGUGAAUUGCCAAAGACCUGCAACAUGGGAUGUAAUAACAAUGGGAAAUGUGUUAUUGAAAAAGACUACAAGCAAGGGUGUGUCUGUCCUCAGGGAUUCUAUGGCCAGUUUUGCGAGUUUCCUGCUAAAAUAGGCCAAGAAUAUUUCCGCAUGAUCCAGUGGCAUAGAAAAAAUGCAUUUGUAAAGCCUGGAGAAAUAACAAGGUUCUAUUUCAAGAUUGAUUGUGAUGCCAAAUUAGCCCGUACUGGAGUGAAUAGGAUGUUUAAAACUGGAUUGGGGAAUAUAGUUAAUUUAGGAGAGGCUGGAAAAAGAGGACAUGCUCCAGACUUUUCCGAGAACACGGAUGAUCCUUCGCUAACAGUUCAGUUUGAGGACUACAUUGACAUGCAGUACCCCUAUUUACUGCCAGAAAACGAGUAUGGGGUGACUGUGCUGAAGAUGAACAACAAGCUGAAAGGAUAUUUGUCUGCACUAGAUGUUAAAAUUAAGACUACUCCUUUUACGUAUGCAUAUUACACUUAUAAAGUAUUUGUCAAUUAUGAUCACAUCCCAGUAAUGAAAUGCAUUCCGGUCAUACGGCUAACAAACUGCGCAAGAACACAUUUUAACUCGUCAAAAUCAGUUUUCCAUCGUAAUGAGAACAUUAUCAUCAAACACAAUGUAAAAUUUUUGGAGGACGGAGCUUACUUGUCAACAGCAAAAGAGAAUCGACAGAAAUGCACAAUGGAGGACACGACCUGGAUAUGGACAUGGUCCAAGUGUAAUGAUAAUAGGAGAACUACAUUUCAAGGAGAUGGAGAAAUGAUUGAAGAAGGAAGCGCAAUUGGAAACAUCCGUAUAUUUGAAAAGUUUACCCUCGGUAUCGGAAAGUAUCGGGUAAAUCUUAGGAUAAAAAGAGUAAUACAAGCUUCUACAAAUGAAAAUUUUGACGAGUGUUAUUUUCAAGUGAAACCAUUACCCCUUAAAGCAGUAAUCGAAGGUGGAGAAGUAAGGAGGGUUAUGAAGAAUACUGGAGUGUCCCUGGUUGCAAAACAUUCCUACGACCCAAACCAACCAUCAACCGACCAGAGUUCUCUUAUGAUACUUUGGACAUGCGAAUGUUUAACAAAACACAUCCAGAAUUGCGAGGAUACUUGCAAAAUGAACAAGAAUAAUCCUGUUUGGUUAUCAGCCAACCAGGAAUUCUUUUUAUACUCAACUCAGCUGCAGUACAAUGCAGAGUAUAAGUUCACCCUGACUGUGGACAGCACAAUCAGGUAUAAAGACACAAAGAUAGCUCCUCAGUUCAGUUAUGUUACCAUCAAAGUGGCUAAUGAGUCUGACAUUGCAGUGACUAACUAUUUUAUUGCAUGCGUGAUAAACUGUUUAAAAGAUGGGACUCUGCCCAAUGAAGUGUUGUUUUUGAAAGCAAAAGUCUCUGUGAUAGGAAAGUCAAAGAGCAAAGUAAACAAGAGUAUGAAAUUUAACUGGGUUUACUCAAAGGAAAAUGAUUCAGUGCUCCAUCCAGUGGAUUCAAUUUUGCUUACCACUGACCUUCCUACCAGUAUGCUAGCGAUCAAGGAAGGUUCUUUUACACAAGGGGUGACCUACACUAUCAUGCUUAGAGAAUAUGAUAACCCAGAACAUGUUGCACAAUACAGCUUCAAAAUGUCUUCCAUACAUUAUGAGGGAGGCUGCAGAGUAGAGCCUGAGUCAGGAGUGAAAGGACUCACACCGUUUGAUAUCAUCUGUGAUGGAUUUGAAGGUCUGGUUUAUGAAUUUUAUGAUAAAAGUGAAGAAGACGUGGCUGAAAACUUGGUUUUUAAUGGCAGAAUGCUUGGAACCUCUGAGUUUCAUGGAGUCCUGAAUGAUGUAAGGAUAACAAGAGGACAUAUUGUCAUCUAUAUAAUAAACAAAAUCAGCGGAUUAUAUAUAGAAAAGAGUCUGAAAGUGCAGCUGUCACCAUGGAAUAUAAGUGAUCAGCGAAUGAAGGAAAUCAGAAAAAACCUUACUUCUACAGUAAAUCUAAACGAUUUGUCAUCUAUAAUGAACUACAUCUCAUUCAUUCCUGAUACUUUGCCUGAGCAAGUAAAUAAACAUGAAAUGCUGAGUUUGCUUCUAGAACCUAUCUCGCAGGUUACACUCAACACAGUGGCGGAUGUGAAACUAAGUGCUUCAACAAUGAAAAUCGUUUUACAAACACUAAAUAGGCCUACACCUUUAAACGUUGACUUGGGACUCAUUUCAAAGACAUUGGCUUUAGUAUCAAGUCAGACUGAAAUCAUUGUAAAUGCUGUAAAAAAUAGAGGGACAUUGCAAUGGACGUCUUCGCAGGAAGUUAAACUUGUAGCGACAGCUCUGCUUGAAUGUCUAAACACAGCUCUUAAAUGUGAAAGCGUAAAGACUAGUGGACUGUCUGAAGAAAAAACUGGUUUUGACACCUUGUUUUUGUUGAGACAAAAUGCAAAAGAAAAUAGUGAGAUACUUGAUAAAGUUAAAGACAUUCUUUCCUACAUUCAGGCCCCAGGACUGCCACCUAAUAAAUUGGCUACUUUUGACAAAUCAUUUCAAAUUUGGACCAUGGGAAAUGAUGAAGAGUAUCCAGUAACAGAAAUGUUGAAGAAGGACGACACAAUUCCAUUUUCUGCUUCGAAACACCAUUUGCAGACUUAUUCAAAAAGCAAAAAUAAUGACAUUGACUUAUUUUUUCAGGUUGCAUCAAUUGACAGAAACGUCUUUUCUUGGUCAAAGUCAGAUGUUAAAUCUAAACUCGUUUCCUUGAGCAUGGCUGUUAAGAAAGGAGAUCAUUUAAAUAAAGUAAAACUACUCUCAUCGCCUAUUUAUGUACGACUCGGGAUGGAAAAGAAUUUGGCCAACACCACUGUGAAGGGAAGUGCUCUUCAGUUAGAUCCACGGUUGGAUCCUGACACUCUUGAUAUAAGAGUUACUGUACAUAGAAUAGACUGUCCACCUAAAGGGUUCAUAACAAUACGCUUCAUCUACCCUCCAACAAGUGAUUCUUUACGGGUACUUGUGUUAGAAAACUACAGACCAGACUACGAGUUAAUGACCCAGUCCAAAGAUGUAGUGAUCAUAAACUCCUCCUAUACAGUGUACCCGAUAAACCAUCGGUCAAUAGACGUACCAAUGUUUUUGUACAUGGGUGUACUGCCUGUUGAGAGUGCCUCAGUCAAUCACACUGUGAAUUAUGAGUUUUUGGUGACAACAAAUCUUUGUCAACUGUGGAUUGAGGGCCAAUGGAGUUCAAUAGGCUGUGUGGUAAGCACAGACACCACAUCGGAGGAGACGGUUUGUGCGUGUAACCACUUGUCGAUAUUUGCUGCGGCAUUCCCCGUCCCUCCUCAGAGUAUAGAUCCUCUUGGAGACGCCAGGCUUUUCCUUACAGUCCUGGAAAACCCUCUGGUGGUAGCGUUUGUAAUCGUUAUAUUCAUACUUUAUCUGCUUCUGGUGCUCUGGGGCCGGCACAAGGACAAUGUUGAUCAGUAUAAGGGGAAAGUUGUUGUGCUGGAUGAUAACUUCCCAGAAGACACGUACCCGUACUUGGUGGCAGUUCACACCAGUACAAGGUUCAAUGCUGGCACCACGGCACAUGUUGGCAUCAAACUUGCGGGAAAGGAAGGAAAUAGCAGAGCUCAUAUUCUGUCGAGUGAGAGGCGGAGAGUAUUGACAAGAAAUUCUGAUGAUUGGUUCAUGUUGUAUACACCAAAGUCCUUAGGCAGUAUUUAUGGUAUACAUAUAUGGCACGACAACUAUGGAUCAAGUCCAGAAUGGUUUUGCGAUAAAAUUGUCGUAUAUGAUUUGACUCGACACACAGAGUCAGUUUUCAUGGUGGAACAGUGGCUGGCGCUACGCGAAGGAGACUACCCAGAAGCCAAUCUUGUGAUUGCAACCGGCCAAGAAAUGCUCAACAUAAAGCGAAUGUUUUUGGACAACGCCAUUCUUGGAUUCCGAGACACACAUGUAUAUCUCAGUGUGUUUGUCAGACACCCCCGCAGUGAAUUCACCCGAGUGCAGAGGAUCAGUGUGUUGAUGUGUUUACUAAUGGUGGCUAUGUUGUGCUCCAUCAUGUUCUACACACCGAAUGACAAUGUCAGCCCUACUGAUGAUUAUCAAUAUGAUGUUGGAAUGAGAGAGAUUAUAAUCAGUGUAGAAAGCCUCGUCAUUACUGCAACUCUAACCCUCGGAAUGUUGUUUGCAUUCAAGAGGAGUUAUAAAACAUUCCAUGAACGUCUGCAUACCACUAGGCAGUACAGGAGAGAUGAGAUCGCAGAGGCAAUAUCUCAGAUAUCUGAUGACUCGAGAGUCAGAAGUCCCGUGACAAAAGACGCUCACAGUCAACUCUCCACCGCUCAGGAUAAAUCGUUUUACCAGAACUACGUCCGAUAUGUAUCUAAGUUCCUCAGAGGACCUCCCUUGGCCCCGGUAUAUCUGUGGGAAGGAGAGAGGAGGAUACAAAAAAGGAAGAUUUGGUACACAUUAGCCUGGGUGUCUUGCAUUACAAUCAUGGUCUUUGCCGCAUACCUGGUCAUGCUGUAUGGACUCAAGCUGGGGCUGAUCCAGAGCCAGAAGUGGCUGACGGCCGUGGUCAUGUCCAUAGGAAUGGACAUCUUCAUCAUGGGCCCGGGCAGGAUCAUAACCAUGGCCAUACUUUUGUCUAUGGCUUUUCAGACUUCUACUAAAGUGGACCUUCAUGGGAUAGCAUUGGAAGAUGCCAUACUUGCUCGUCCGAAAAAUGAAGUGGAUUAUUUAAACAUCCUUCUGGCGAAAAGAAGUCAUCCAAUGUACGCACCACUUACUGUGUCUGCCAGAGGGUCUUUGCUGAAGAGGAAGAAGAUAAGACGCAAGUGGUGGAACCUGAUUGACUUUGUGAAUGCUGUGAUCUACGUCACCAUAGUGAGCACAGUGAUAUAUCGACUGUGGAUAUCUCACUAUCAUGGAGUGAACCACCUACACAAGGUGUUCUCACACGUUCACAGAAGGGAGUUUGACAUCUCAAAUAUUAACGAAAUAAAAAAUGUGUCUAUGGUUGAAAACUACAUGGAGUUUACUUUUGUUGAAGUUCUGUUUGACUUGUGGUGGUACAACAAACAGUUAUUGUCAAGUGGAAAUGGAACUGAACCAGAAGGUAUCCGACGUUACUGGAUAGAAGAUGGACUUCACAAGGCAAUAAGCAAACCACUCAUUCGGCAAGUUAGGGUUGUACCUUAUGCAUGCAGAAAUGUGUAUUUCUCCACAAAUAAAACCAAGAACUGUCUGCUGAAAUGGAGUUUGCGAAACAAAGACAAAAAUGUCUAUGGAGAAAAAUGGGUCCCUGCUACAUACUUGGAUACAACCAAAGUUGACUCACCUUGGGAGUACAGAGAGAGAUCAACUAUCUUCUGGUGGACAAACGAACGGUUUUAUGGUGCUCACGGAAGAUUAUACGAUGUUAGUGGUUACGGGACAUAUCUCGGCCCAACCCUGCAAGAAGCCCAAAGAACACUGGCUGAACUACGGGAGAACCUUUGGCAAGACUGGUAUACGAGGGCAUGUUUUCUGUCUACCACUGUGUACAACGUUAAUGAACAGACGUUCACACAGAUCACAACCCUCUUUGAGUACUACGUGGACGGCUCCAUGUAUGCCACCAUUACGACAAUCCCCGUUUCCAGAAUCAUACUGAUCGGUGUGUGGGAAUUUUUAUUCUUAUUCGCCGCAGUUUACUAUGUGUUCCGCAGUGGCUACCUGAUAAACCGUUUGGGACUCAUAGACUACCUGAAAAACUUAAACAACAUCACUCGAGUGAUCAACGUGUUCCUCGCAUUUCUGGCUGUUAUAACUUGGUGUGUCCAUCACACCACAUCCAUUAAAUACUCUGAGAAAUUCAUGAAAAGUGAAGAAAACGAUUACUUUGACUUUGACAGAUUUAUAGGGACUUUCAGUUUUCUGCAGAUAAUACUUUCUUUACUCCUGUGUUUCGCAAUCAGUCGCGCCUUCAUGUGUAUGCGGGGAGGAAGAAGGUUUUUGAAUGCUUACUACGCUUUCAUUAUAUCUCUUACAGUAUUGUUUUGGCUGGCCCUACACCUCCUAUUAUUGCUUUUCAUUUUCAAGAGACUACAAUAUUUCCUGGAUUGCCAAAACUAUUUUAGGACAAAAGAACUGAGUUUAACAACUAAAAUGACAUUGUUUUUAAACCCUAGUCUUUUGGAAAAUCUAAAUGUACGAAUUUUUGUUUUGUUAAGAGUAGUAGGAAUGUUCUUUGUUCGCACGCUAUUUAUAGUUUUGUAUCUGUAUUUUAGUAGGAUUGCUAAAGCCUAUAAUCCUAAAGACUCCGACAGCUUCAAUUUUGUUCUGUUUGUCAUAGAGAGGUCAAAAAGAUGUUUAAGCCGUGAUAGAAAUAGGUAUUAUUAAAUUAACUCAAUUCUAUAUGAGUAAGCUAACUGAAAUAUAUUUUGUCAUAUAUUAUGUAUAAUGUUUUUCAGUAAUGAAUGUAUGGUAAAUAUAAAUAAUUGUAUUAAAAAUG